Molecule: messenger RNA, 1509 nt
Organism: Phaedon cochleariae (mustard beetle)
Lineage: Eukaryota; Metazoa; Arthropoda; Insecta; Coleoptera; Chrysomelidae
Source: the annotation of a GenBank genome assembly
AUGUCAUUUUAUUCUUGUUUUAAUACAAGAAAAAUGAUCUUCAAGGGGAUUCUGGUAGCAGCCUUUGCAUUAAUAUGUGUGGAGGCCCAGAACACCUGCGAGCUGAUCGAAUGGAACGGAGGACAUUUCGAUUGGCCCAAUGAUGCCACCAAAUCCAUCUACAAGUCAUCAGGACGCUACUGCCCCAAGAACAUCAUCGCCACGAGGGCCCAGAUCUUCAAAGACGAUAUCUUCGUUGCCCUCCCCAGAUACAAACCCGGUGUACCAGUGACCUUAGCCAGAAUCGGCCUGAAACAGAGGGGCUGCGAACCCGUGCUGCAACCAUUCCCGUGCUGGGCGUCCCAAGAAGAGUCAGACUGCAAUGCUCUCAUAUCUGUCGUCGAUAUGUACUUGGAUGAGAACAACAUUCUCUGGGUCCUCGACACAGGAGUAGUCAACUCUCUGGAAUGCCCAAUUCGUAGAGCUCCACCAAAAGUAGUAGGAAUCAAUGUCCUGACAGGAAAGAAAGUCAAGACCUUGGACCUGUGCGGAUUAGUAGCCCAAGCUUCCAGGCUUCAAUACGUCGUUGUUGAAUAUGCUCCAUGUGGUAAACCCUUCGUCUAUGUCAGUGACGCAGCAACCCGCUCUAUCUUGGUCUUCGAUGUUGCUGGAAACAAAGGAUACAGAGUAGUGUUGCCGAAGGUAGUCGCCGGAUGCAGACGAGAUGUACUCUACAUCGCCCUCAUCCACAAGACCGGUAACAACAACAACCACUUGGUUAUCACCUACUUGUCUGGAGCCAGGAUCUUCCAGAUCCGUACUGAAUUCCUCAGGGCUGGUUGUGCUGCUGGUAAAAUCCAAGAUCUUGGAAAGAAAGAUGGAAAGAUCGUGAUCUUGGGAACUGACUUGGGAUCCGCUAUUUUCUUCAGAUACGAAGGCAAACGCGAGGUUUACAGAUGGGAAGUAGGAACCUGCUUCAGCGGAUACGAACUAGUCUACAAAUCUCCAGAGUGCUACUUGGCCACUCAAGCUAUCCCAGAUGUGAGCAGAAGGAGGAUUCGAGUACUCGAGAGCAACUUCCCCGAUUACAUCCAAGGCACUGUUGGAUGUGGUGCAUCACAAAGAGUAGCACUCAUGAUCAGCUGUAUCAACCAACCAACCUGUUGAAUCUUGUGAUAUAAGCAUUAUUAUAUAAUGUUUUUAGUCUUAGCUAGUUGUAGAUAAUAAAUUUUUGAUUUAUUUAUUUUUGGUUUCAUUCAUAACUUUGAAAUAAGAUAUCUCAUCACAGAAUUAUCCGAAUGAUUUCAAUUGAAAGCAAUAUAAACUGGAGCAACGAGAUUCAUUUGAUUGGUCACAAGAAUCAACAAGAUCAAUGUAUUUUCUUUGUAAUUUCAAUCACAGAUUUCAGAUCUAGUAUAUCUAUUUUGUAUUUUGUCCUUCAGAUGUAGUACUCAAUGGGGACACCCUAUAAAAUAUAAGUCAUCAUAACUUGAAUCUCUUCAGUGAUUUCAAGAAAGGUCAAAUCCAGAA